This is a messenger RNA of Piliocolobus tephrosceles (Ugandan red Colobus), 1898 nucleotides long. RefSeq names its product hydroxyacyl-CoA dehydrogenase (gene HADH). Lineage: Eukaryota; Metazoa; Chordata; Mammalia; Primates; Cercopithecidae. The coding region runs from base 142 to 1086 and encodes 314 amino acids. Gene Ontology annotation, biological process: fatty acid beta-oxidation. Gene Ontology annotation, cellular component: mitochondrion. The record is from RefSeq and is a predicted model, not a curated record. Gene Ontology annotation, molecular function: NAD+ binding; (3S)-3-hydroxyacyl-CoA dehydrogenase (NAD+) activity. The transcript has 8 exons.
GGUGACGCCACGGUGACGCCAGGGGAGCGCGGGAGGCGGGUCCGCGUAGGUCCCCACCCCAAAGGCUGUCUUUCCGCCGCUACUCGCCACGCGCGUCUUCUCCGCCCGCGUCUCGUUGCUGUUGUCCCCCGCUGCCACACCAUGGCCUUCGUCACCAGGCAGUUCAUGCGUUCCAUGUCCUCCUCGUCCACCGCCUCGGCCUUGGCCAAGAAGAUAAUCGUCAAGCACGUGACGGUCAUCGGCGGCGGGCUGAUGGGCGCCGGCAUCGCCCAGGUUGCUGCAGCAACUGGUCACACAGUAGUGUUGGUAGACCAGACAGAGGACAUUCUGGCAAAAUCCAAAAAGGGAAUUGAGGAAAGCCUUAGGAAAGUGGCAAAGAAGAAGUUUGCAGAAAAUCCUAAGGCUGGCGAUGAAUUUGUGGAGAAGACCUUGAGCAGCAUAGUGACCAGCACGGAUGCAGCCUCUGUUGUCCACAGCACAGACUUGGUGGUGGAAGCCAUCGUGGAGAAUCUGAAGGUGAAAAAUGAGCUCUUCAAAAGGCUGGACAAGUUUGCUGCUGAACAUACAGUCUUUGCCAGCAACACUUCCUCCUUGCAAAUUACAAGCAUAGCCAAUGCCACCACCAGACAAGACCGAUUCGCUGGCCUCCAUUUCUUCAACCCAGUGCCCCUGAUGAAACUCGUGGAGGUCAUUAAAACACCAAUGACCAGCCAGAAGACAUUUGAAUCUUUGGUAGACUUUAGCAAAGCCCUGGGAAAGCAUCCUGUUUCUUGCAAGGACACUCCUGGGUUUAUUGUGAACCGCCUCCUGGUUCCAUACCUCCUGGAAGCAAUCAGGCUGUAUGAACGAGGUGAUGCAUCCAAAGAAGACAUUGACACUGCUAUGAAAUUAGGAACUGGUUACCCCAUGGGCCCAUUUGAACUUCUAGAUUAUGUCGGACUAGAUACUACAAAGUUCAUCAUAGAUGGGUGGCAUGAAAUAGAUGUGAAGAACCCAUUAUAUCAGCCCAGCCCAUGCUUGAAUAAGCUGGUAGCAGAGAACAAGUUCGGCAAGAAGACUGGAGAAGGAUUUUACAAAUACAAAUGAUGUGCAGCUUUUCCGGCUCUGAGAAGAACCCCUGAGAGCACUUUCCAGCCAGUGCCCCGAGUGCCUGUGGGAAUGCUCUUUGGUCUGACAUUCUGUCACACAGCACAGUCUAAUCAAUGUGCAUUUUGAUUGUAAUCUAUCUGAAGUGAUUAUUACACCAGUUACAGCAGUAAUAGAUUCUCCAUUAAGAACUAAUUCCCUUUUUCAGUCUAUUCACUUCUGUGUAUUUUCUAAACAGCUUUCUACCCUUGGUGCCUUGGAGCAAACUUUUUUUUUUGUACCUUGUCAUUUUUAUGAAGAAUUGCCUGGAUUCGUUCUCUCAUCAAGGGAAAAGUACUUCCUCCGAGAGUGCGAGUGCACCAUGCCCACUGUUGCUGCAUGCGAGAGUCACAAGCCACUGGCACGCACGUGGUAUGUCUGUGAAGCACUGCAGCGAGCAGCACCUGGAUCUUGCCUUUAUAAGAACAUUUUCCUGCCUGCAGCUUUGAGUCUUGCCCUACAUUCUGGGCACGGCAUAAGAUGUGUCUUUAUUCAGUUCAUCGUGAAGAUGGUGCUGCUGGAUGGGUCGGCAUUAUCUCUGUGUGCAUGGUUUGCAGGAGGUCAGUUUUCAUGGUCAGUCAGUUCCACAGAUCUGAAUGAUUACUGUCUGUCUGUGUCUUUUUUCCAUGAGAAAUCGCAGUUGCAAAUUGCCUAUAAAUUGACUCUACUAAAAUACAAUAUUUUCGUCUGAAAAUUUGAAUUGAAAAAGAAAUGUAUAAUAUAAAAUUGUAAUACACGCAAAUGUUUAUAAAAGUAAAAAGUUGAUAAUUUAG